AGUUUUAAGUUAUACACAUAUAAUUUCACAUGGCAUGCAAACUUUCUAUAAAUAUAUAAUACCAAAGACAUUGAUGAUGGAUUUGAAGGUAGAGAAAGCAAAAAAACUAAAAGAAGAGAGGAUGGUGAUAAAGAGAAUAGAGCUAUGCAUAGAGAUUAUGAAGCUAGCAAUGGAGUUCUUAGUGGUGGUGGCUGACGCCGUCAGAAUCUUCUUCAGCCACUCUUCUCCUCCUCCUCAGUCUCUCCUCCGCCGUGGCCUCUACUCUCACUCCGCCUCCUCUAGUCACCCUUAUUCCCCUCACAUCAUGAUCGGCUUUCAUCCCUGAGUUUGUAAUUUUCUUGUAUAUUAUUUUUCUCUUAAUCUUUUUUUUUUUUAGAUGUAUGUUCAUGUUCUUUCAUUACUUAGUUUUUCUUAUAAAUCACGUUUUAGCCUUUUCUCGUAUAUAUCGCUACAAGAAAACAUAGCAAUUUCCGACCGUAGGAAUUUGUAAUUGUUUGUUUCAA
Capsella rubella is the source of this 503-nucleotide messenger RNA. RefSeq lists its product as uncharacterized. The record is from RefSeq and is a predicted model, not a curated record. The transcript has a single exon. NCBI's taxonomy places the organism in Eukaryota, Viridiplantae, Streptophyta, Magnoliopsida, Brassicales, Brassicaceae. The coding region runs from base 35 to 325 and encodes 96 amino acids.